CGCUUACCCUUAUUUUCUCCGUGGGACUUGUUUUAGUAUGACCCGUUUUAUUAUGUCUACUCGUUGAAUGUUAGUAUUCUAGACUAGUUUCAGACAUACAUCAUGAUUUUAAAAAUCUGAUUUAUAGAAAAGUAUGACAUUACAAUGGAGUGGAGAACAAGUGGUCGCAAAAUUGCAAGAUGUCCAGGCCAGUGCCAUGGCGGUAGACUGUCUGGGAGUAUGGGCAGCAUUGGCAGGGAGGAGGGCAGUCACCAUGGUGAAUCUGAAGAAACCAAAGGAAAAACCAAUCAAAAGUCCUAGACAGAGUAAAUGGGAUGUCAGCUGUGUACAGUGGAACCCCCACCCCUCACAUGCACAUCUAUUUGUCACUGCAUACAAUCAAAGAUUAGAUCUGUGUUCCUGGAAAGAUGCCAAUAUAUCUCAUAUCUGCUCCAUGAAGGGGCACUCCCGAACUCUCAGUGAUGUUGGAUGGUGCCCAUUUGAUGUUAAUGUGAUAGCCUCUUGUUCUGUCGAUACGUACAUCAAUCUCUGGGACGUCAGAGAUCCAAAGAAACCAACAACAUCCUUCCAGACAGUGUCUGGAGCUUAUCAAGUGAAGUGGAACAGAGUGACCAAUAAUAUAUUUGCCACAACUCACGAAGGGGAGCUGAGGAUCUGGGACACAAGGAAAGGAACAUCGCCAUUGCAAUAUAUUGCAGCUCACUUGUCAAAAAUUCAUGGAUUGGAUUGGAAUCCAAAUUGUGAGUCGGAGUUGGCUACAUGCAGCCAGGACUGUUCCGUAAAGUUUUGGGACAUUAAAAAUUCUAGACAGUGCAAGGGAUCACUAAGCCCUGGCUCCCCUGUAUGGCGAGCACGGUAUACACCAUUUGGGCAAGGUAUUGUGACAGUGGUGGUACCACAGCAGUUACGCAGGGGAGACAAUUCUCUACAUCUCUGGAAUACCUCUCGGAACAAUCCGGUCCAUCAAUUUGUUGGACAUCAUGAUGUCAUUCUGGAGUUCCAGUGGAGGAAGCAACAGGAGGGGUUUAGAGAUCAUCAGCUUGUAACAUGGUCAAAGGAUCAGAGUUUAAGAAUAUGGAAGAUUGAUGCACAGCUUCAGAAACGGUGUGGCCAUGAUAUGGGGGACAUAAAUGACUCUUCAGAGAAUGAGUCAGGACAGACAGGGAGAGACAGUGUCUCCCAUGACACUGGUCAAGACAAACCUGCCAAGGAAAAUGACAUUGGAAACGGGGAUCUGCAACGACAGAUGUCCAUGAGUCCGGAGGCAGCAUUGUUCCAGCAGCCCCAAACACUCCAACAGGAGUUUGAUCUGAUGAACACCAAUAUUCCCAAUAUACAAGUAGAGGAGAUGGAUGCUGGCAGUAGGACCUGUCGAGUCCUGGCCGUCUCCAGAAAUUUCAAUGUCGGUCUGCGGAUGUUGUUUCCAGAGAACUACCCCUACAGUGACCUGCCAACAUUUGAAUUUCUGGAUCCCAAUCUCAACUCAGAUAUUAAACAUAAAUUACAUAAGGUGCUGCUUGAUACAGCCUUGAUGCAUGCUCGAAGAAACACCAGUUGUCUUGAGCCGUGUUUGAGGCAGUUAUCUCUGGCUCUGAAUCAACCUUGGAAUUUUCGUCCAGAGGAGCGAAGGACCCCAGAAGUGGAGGCAACACGCCCCUUCACCCUUGUAGGACCCCCUAACAAACCACAGUACAUGUCUUGGCACAGCGCGUCUGCUCUACAAGACAUAAACAUUCCGUUUCCUCGAACCAGUGGAGCAAAAUUCUGUUCAGCAGGGUACUUAGUUGUAUUUGGACGGUCUCAUGAAGCUAGGAAGGGACCGUCUGGGACUGAAAUAACACCAAAGUCCCUUUGUGAACUGUCAGACUUUGCAUCCAAAGCCCGAUUUCGCUCUUCUCAAAAAUUCUACAACUUCCAGAGCUAUUCUAUAAGUCCCCCAACACCUGUGGCAGAAAACAUAUCUAUAAAGGAGUGGUACUAUAGACAUCCGGUCACGAACCAGCCAAAAGGGAAAAGGAAACCUCGACCCAAAGAGAUGACAGAGAUCAAACCUGUACUAGCACCGGUCAAAAUUUACGACAGUUCUUGUAUGCUGCCUAUUGACAAAGAACUAGGAAAAAAUUAUAUAAUUGACCGAUCUGACAUCCCGGCCAUGUGUAGUCACAAUGCCUUAGCUGCUAGUGCGGUUGGUCGCAGAGAUUUGGUGCAGCUGUGGUCAAUGGUUUCUAUAACUGCAAGCCAGAGGUUAAAACCCAAUAAUGACCCAGAUGAUGGAUCGCCAUGGGCACAACAUCCAUUCGGGAAGGACUUGAUUAAAUAUCUGUUUGAAUUCUACAUGCAAAUCCAUGAUGUCCAGACACUUGCCAUGCUUGUGUGUGUGUUCUGGAAUAGAGAGGAUGCCAUCACACUCCCCCCAAAGAAGGAGACUGCCCUUCCACAGUCAGCGUCAAUGGAAUACGUCCCCCCUAACUAUAGCCCUUAUCAUACAGUUACAGCGGGUUCUAAUCUAUUGAAGAGCUUCAAGACACUUACUGGUCACUUACAAGGUCAGUCGUCACGACCCCCUCCCAAUGCUACCGUUCAAUCCCGAUCCUCGCAACAUCACUUGUCUGAAGUGUCAUCACACCCUGAUAUAGCAGCCAUGACAGUAGGUGUGCUAAAGAUUCGUCGAUCCAAUAGUUUGUCUUGCCUCGAGGACUCGUUUGAGGAUUACAAAAUCGAGGACGAGGAAGGGAUUAAGGAAAAGGAGACUGAACGACUGGCAAAGCUUCAUGAAAGCAACUGCAGACUGCUCGAUCCCAAGGCUCAAAAUCAGUACGAUGUUUUUCUAAAGUCGUAUGCAGACAUUUUAUAUCAUUGGGGAUUUACAAACAAUUCUCAACUUGUUUUGAAAUUCAUGACGCUUUUGCCAGAACCCCAUACUGGCAUAGAAUUUGGAGUUCGCUGUUACCACUGCUCACAGGAAGGGCGGGGAGCCAAAUGUGGGUCAUGUAAAAACUUGGCUUUCAACUGCUCCAUCUGUCACAUUGGUGUCAAAGGAAACUCGAUAUUCUGCUUGAGAUGCGGACAUGGCGGUCAUACUACACAUAUUCUUGAUUGGUUCAAGGAGAAUGACGAAUGCCCCACGGGUUGUAGCUGUAAAUGUGUCGAGGCCAAGUCAGAAAUUACAAUGUAAUGGAAGGUCACUGAGUGAGAGGAAAAUGUCAGACCGAGUGAAAAUGGACGUUUAGAGUGCACAUUUAUAAGGAAAAUUGCCUAUGUUUAAGAGGAUGUAUGCUGUUCCAGGAAGAGAAUUAAGCAUACCUGGUACUUGGUUAGCAUGGUGAAAAACAUUGUUUUUAAUGGAAAGGAUGCUUGUGAAAAAAUGGGAAUAAAAUUAAUACAAACA
Messenger RNA from Ostrea edulis (European flat oyster), 3388 nucleotides. RefSeq names its product GATOR complex protein WDR59-like. The record is from RefSeq and is a predicted model, not a curated record. The transcript has 27 exons. Gene Ontology annotation, molecular function: protein binding. Lineage: Eukaryota; Metazoa; Mollusca; Bivalvia; Ostreida; Ostreidae. The coding region runs from base 134 to 3175 and encodes 1013 amino acids.